CGAAUCUCAAACGACCAAUAACUAAGAUCGAGAAAAAAAAAAGAUUUAAAACAAAAUUGGAAGAAACGAAAAAUGACGUUAAUAAGCACAGCGACACUGGCCGUGAAAGCUGCCACUCUUCUCCUCGGAAAAUUGGCCAUAAUACCGAUCAUCAUAGCGGCCCUCGCUUAUUACAAUUACGAUCUAAUGGAUCCUGAGAAUCAACCGAAGGUUGCCAAGAACUUAAGAAGGGAGUACGACUUCGUGGUGGUGGGUGGUGGCUCGGCCGGAAGCGUGGUGGUGAACAGGCUCACCGAGAAUCCGGGAUGGAGCGUGCUGUUGUUGGAGGCUGGAGGCCACGAAACCGAGAUAACCGACGUCCCUAUACUGUCCCUCUACUUGCACAAGAGCAAACUGGAUUGGAAAUAUAGGACGCAGCCGCAGGACUCGGCUUGCCAGGCGAUGGUUGACCGACGGUGCUGUUGGACCAGAGGGAAGGUUUUGGGAGGCUCGAGUGUGCUGAACACAAUGCUUUACAUUCGAGGGAAUCGACGAGAUUUCGACCAAUGGGAAAGCUUCGGCAAUCCUGGUUGGGGCUACGACGAUAUACUUCAUUAUUUCAAAAAAUCUCAAGACCAAAGGAAUCCCUAUUUAGCUCGUAACACUAAAUAUCACAACACAGGAGGAUACUUGACGGUGCAAGAAUCUCCCUACAACACGCCGUUGGGUAUAGCGUUCCUCCAAGCGGGCGAGGAGAUGGGCUACGAUAUAGUCGACAUAAACGGGGAGCAGCAGACAGGUUUCGCCCUCUACCAGUACACUAUGAGGCGGGGGACGAGGUGCAGCGCGGCGAAAGCGUUCAUCAGGCCUAUCCAGCUUCGGCCCAAUUUCGACCUCUCUUUGUGGAGUCACGUGACCAAGAUCCUGAUAGAUCCGCGCACGAAACGGGCUUACGGCGUCGAGUUCAUCAGGGAGGGCAGGAGAGAGGUGGUGCGCGCGAGGAAGGAGGUGAUAUUAUCGGCCGGGGCGAUAAACUCGCCCCAACUGUUGAUGCUGUCCGGGAUCGGGCCGAGGCGCCACCUCGAGGAGAUCGGGAUCCCCGUGAUCCACGACUCGCCGGGCGUUGGCCAAAAUCUCCAGGACCACAUAGCCGUGGGCGGCCUCAUCUUCCCCAUAGACUAUCCGAUCAGCAUCAUGCUCGACCGUGUGGUGAACCUGAAUUCGGCGCUCAGAUACGCGAUCACCGAGGACGGGCCGCUGACCGCGAACGUGGGCCUCGAGACGGUCGGUUUCAUCUCGACCAAGUACGCGAAUCGAAGCGACGACUGGCCGGACAUCGAGUUCAUGCUCACCUCGUCCUCGGUCAACUCGGAUGGCGGCACCCACGUGAAGAACGCGCACGGGUUGACGGACGAGUUCUACAACGAGGUGUUCGAGAGCGUGAACAGGCGCGACGUGUUCAGCGUGUUCCCCAUGCUGCUCAGGCCCCAUUCGCGCGGCUUCGUCAAGCUGAAGUCGAGCAAUCCCCUCGACUAUCCUCUCAUGUAUCACAACUACCUUACCGACCCACGCGACGUCGACGUGUUGAGGGAGGGAGUGAAAGCGGCCGUCGCGUUCGGCGAGACGAGCAGCAUGAAGAGGUUCGGCGCGAGAUUCCACAGUAAACCCCUGCCCAAUUGCAAGCGGAUACCGUUGUUCACGGACGAGUAUUGGAACUGUGCCAUUCGCCAAUACACGAUGACCAUUUACCAUAUGAGCUGCACGGCUAAGAUGGGGCCACCGACCGAUCCCACGGCCGUCGUCGAUCCCGAGCUCAGGGUGUACGGGGUGAAGGGGUUGAGGGUGAUCGACGCGUCCAUCAUGCCCACGAUCACCAGCGGAAAUAUAAACGCGCCUGUGAUAAUGAUCGGCGAGAAGGGGGCCGAUUUGGUCAAGAAGCACUGGUACAGAAGGAGCAGGGCUAACGAAACGGGUAACGCCAUCUACUAGUUCACCGAAUUGUGG
This is a messenger RNA of Apis florea (little honeybee), 1983 nucleotides long. RefSeq names its product glucose dehydrogenase [FAD, quinone]. Gene Ontology annotation, molecular function: oxidoreductase activity, acting on CH-OH group of donors; flavin adenine dinucleotide binding. NCBI's taxonomy places the organism in Eukaryota, Metazoa, Arthropoda, Insecta, Hymenoptera, Apidae. The record is from RefSeq and is a predicted model, not a curated record.